Molecule: messenger RNA, 458 nt
Organism: Tricharina praecox
Lineage: Eukaryota; Fungi; Ascomycota; Pezizomycetes; Pezizales; Pyronemataceae
Exons: 2
Coding region: 291-458 (55 amino acids)
Source: RefSeq, a predicted model, not a curated record
GGCCCGGUGUCCAGUGUCCGGUGUCCGGUGUCCGUUGAGUGCAUUAGGCAGCAUCGUCGUGUCGUCGGUACAUACAUAAAUGCAUAUCAAUGGCGAUGAACCAGUAGUCCAUAGGCGUCGGGGGAAGGAGUGGUGGAUAUACUCUACACACAAUGAUCGAAUGGCGGGUUGGUAGUUGGAACUUGGAACGCCCAGGCCUACUCUGGACCGGCCGCCGUAUGUGUGUAGAUACGCCGAAAAGUUCCCAACUUGUCGACUGGCCAUCCGGCAUCUGAUGUGCAGAUGUGCAGAUGUUACAGGGAAUAUAUCUGGAGAAGGAGAAGGAGAAGGAGAAGGAGAAGGAGGAGAAGAAGGAGGAGAAGGAGAAGGAGGCUGACGCGGGAACGCAGGAAUCAGAGAUGAACCCACCACCGCCACCACCACCACCUCGAACCGCGAUUCGCAGCUAUCUACGGUAG